Messenger RNA from Lynx canadensis (Canada lynx), 1056 nucleotides. RefSeq names its product heterogeneous nuclear ribonucleoprotein A3-like. The record is from RefSeq and is a predicted model, not a curated record. Gene Ontology annotation, molecular function: RNA binding. Lineage: Eukaryota; Metazoa; Chordata; Mammalia; Carnivora; Felidae.
AUGGAAGUAAAAUCACCACCCAUUGGGACCCAGCUCAACUCCAGCCCUCAGAGGGAGGAGGACCAUGAUCCAAAGGAACCAGAGCAGUUGAGAAAACUGUUUAUUAGUGGUUUGAGCUUUGAAAUUAUAGGUGAUAGUUUAAAACAACAUUUUGAAAAAUGGAAUACACUUACAGACUGUGUGGUGAUGACAGGCCCCCAAACAAAACUUUCUAGGGGUUUUGGUUUUAUGACUUACUCUUGUGUGGAAGAAGUGAAUGCAGCAAUGUGUGUUCAAACACACAAGGUUGAUGGACAUGUAGUGGAACCAAAGAGAGGAUUUAGAGAGGAUUCUGCAAAGCCUGGUGCCCAUCUAACUGUGAAGAAAAUUUUCACUGGUGGUAUUAAAGAAGAUAUAGAAGAAAAUAACUUGAGAGUCUACUUUGAAAAGUAUGGCAAGACUGAAACCAUAAAAGUUAUGGAGGACAGGCAGAGUGGAAAAAAGAGAGGAUUUAAUGAUCAUGAUACAGUUGAUAAAAUUGUUGUUCAGAAAUACCACACAACUAAUGGGCCUAAUUGUGAAGUGAAAAAGGCCCUUUCUAAACAGGAAAUGCAGUCUGCUGGAUCACAAAGAGGUUGUGGAGGUGGCUCUGGCAACUUUAUGGGUCAUAGAGGAAACUUUGGUGGAAGAAGAGGCUAUGGUGGUGGAGGUGAUGACAGCAGAGGUAGUUAUGGAGGAGGUGAUGGUGGAUAUAAUGUAUUUGGAGGUAAUGGUGGCAACUAUGGGGGUUAUAGUAGUAGAGGAGGCUAUGGUGGUGGUAGACCAGGAUAUGGAAACCAAAGAAGUGGUUAUGGUGGUGAUGUUGAAGGAUAUGAUGGUUACAAUGAAGGAGGAAAUUUUGGAGAUGGUAACCAUAGUGGUGGUGGGAACUAUAAUGCUUUUGGAAACUAUAGUGUACAACAACAAUCUGGAGCCAUGAAGAGGGUGAGUUUUGGUGGAAGAAGCUUGGGCAGUCCCUGUGGUGGUGGUUAUGGAUCUGGUGGUGGAAGUGAUGGAUAUGGUAGCAGAAGGUUUUAA